AGCAACACAACCAUGGACGUCGAUGUCGCUGUUAAUACUACUCCGCAAGAGGAAGAAUUGCAAGAACCUCGCAAGCCAAAAACAACAAAGAAAUCCGGCGAAAUGAGGAAGGUGUUUAUUCCACGCACACGCAAAACGGCCCUAAAAGAGCAGUGGAUGAAAAUCUUUACCCCAGUUGUAGAGCAAUUGUCGCUAAUGAUACGGUACAAUGUGAAACUAAGUCAGGUGGAAAUAAAAGCUUCUUCCGCUACGCCAGACCCAACCUACCUCCAGAAAGCGGCAGACUUUGUGCGUGCCUUUGCACUUGGGUUCGAGGUUGAAGACGCCCUGGCACUGAUCCGCCUUGACGAUCUGUUCAUCGAAAGCUUCGACAUUACGGACGUGAAAGCGCUCAAGGGUGACCACCUUAGCCGUGCAAUUGGUCGACUUGCGGGCAAGGGAGGGCGGACAAAGUUCACGAUAGAAAACACGACCAAAACGCGUAUCGUACUGCAAAACUCGAAGAUUCACAUAAUGGGCAGCUACAAGUACAUUCAGCAUGCUAAACGCGCCCUCAGCCACUUGAUUCUCGGUUCCCCGGCCAGUAAGGUGUACGGUAACUUGCGCUCGGUAGCUGCAAGUCAAAAUUCGCAACGAAUGUAAAGGAUCCGGUUGA
Anopheles maculipalpis is the source of this 655-nucleotide messenger RNA. Its product is annotated as RNA-binding protein pno1. The coding region runs from base 13 to 642 and encodes 209 amino acids. Lineage: Eukaryota; Metazoa; Arthropoda; Insecta; Diptera; Culicidae. The record is from RefSeq and is a predicted model, not a curated record. The transcript has 5 exons. Gene Ontology annotation, cellular component: nucleolus. Gene Ontology annotation, molecular function: RNA binding.